AUGUCUCACGUUAGGGAAGUUGACUCGGACGUCACCGUGACUACGGUAGGGUCUGAGACGAGUGAGUGGAGAGCCGUUGGAGAGGAUGGGACAACUUGCGGAGAAUCGGGGCAUCAUGAUAAUCAUGAUGGUGUUAAGUUAGAGAAGCCUCCAGAAAACGUACUAGUACUCCCCGUCUACCGUACCCGCCGCAUUGUCUUUUUCUUCAGAAAUCACAGUGGGCUGGAGAUAACCGUGACAUCGUCAACUAGGAACGAGCUCAUGAUGGUCACGGUACAACUUGAACUUGAAGGAACAAAGGGGCGCACUUUACAGGACAGAUACAACUUGAAGCUCGCCAACCCUUCGCCCCAGAUAGAGAAUCAUCGAAAUCGGGGAACAGGCGCGCAGGAUCGUAAGGCGUGCCAGUGGGUCCACGUUAUCAUCAGGAGAACGCUGCGGAAGGGCAGGAGUGUUUUCUGCCUGGGUAAUAGCAGGAGGUUGGGGCGAAAGGGUAAUCAUAUCACCAGGCUGCAAAGGCAGGAGGGGGAGAUUGUUCGUGAUCGUGUAUUCCACUGGCAGGUGGUGAAGGAGGAAACUGAUGCGAGUCCUCUGAUUCUGAAGGCGGUGAUGAUGAGGCUGGGUUGGCUAUAUCUGGCGUAUCAGUUAGUCUAAGUAUUUGCAUUGAA
Messenger RNA from Suillus clintonianus, 668 nucleotides. RefSeq lists its product as uncharacterized. The record is from RefSeq and is a predicted model, not a curated record. Lineage: Eukaryota; Fungi; Basidiomycota; Agaricomycetes; Boletales; Suillaceae. The transcript is spliced from 3 exons. Bases 1 to 654 code for a protein of 217 amino acids.